UAGGGCCUUUUAAGAGAAAGCCACACGUUGACAGCAGUAGCCUCAGGCGUUGUCAUGCCUUAUAAAGGCACAAGUGCUUUCCCCCAACAUCCACAGUGAUCCACACUGACUGCAGACUUACCUGAAAGUGCUUUCUAAACCUCGGAGCUCUCAGACGCUUCAGCGAUGCCUGCCUCUGGUGUGUGCACGAACAUUAUCAAUGCACGUCACAGAAAAGAUGGUUUUGGGACCAUUGCCAACCCUGAGAAGUUCCUCAACCAAGACUUCAAACAGCUGAAAGAGUACUGUCAAAUCCGGCGGGUAAGGUACAUUGACGACAUGUUUCCCCCCGACCGGCGGUCCAUCGGCCAGGGGAUCCUGAACCCGUCUGACCUGGCCCGAGUGGAGUGGCUGAGACCAGGGAAAAUUGUUUCCAAUCCAUCCUUUGUCGUUGAUGGGACCUCCAGGUUUGACUUUGGCCAAGGCAUGGUUGGAAACUGCUGGUUUCUGGCAUCUAUUGGAGCUCUGACCUUUCAGAAUGACAUCCUUAAGCAAGUUGUUCCUCUGGAGCAGGUGUUUGAUGAGGAGGAAUACUGCGGACUGUUCCACUUUAGGUUCUGGAGAUUUGGAAGAUGGGUCGAUGUCAUUAUUGAUGACAAGUUACCAACAGUCAACGGGAGACUCAUCUUUGUCCACUCCAAAGACCCGACUGAAUUCUGGCCUGCUUUACUGGAGAAAGCCUACGCUAAGGUGUGUGGUUCCUAUUCAGACAUGACUGCUGGAACUCCUGCGGAGGCUUUGGUGGACUUCACUGGUGGGGUCCACAUUUGUGUCCAGCUGUCGGAUCCACCUCCGAAGCUGUGGGAACUGAUGUGCAGAGCUGGCAGGUCCAAGUCCCUGAUGGGCUGUGGUACACCUCAGGGAGACACAUCUGCCAACACUGUGUUACCAAACGGGAUGGUUCAAGGCCAUGCCUACACAGUCACGGGUGUGAAGGAGAUUAGCAGCCGAGGACAGGUGGUAAACCUGGUGCGUUUGUGGAACCCCUGGGGGACUGGGGAGUGGAAUGGCGAUUGGAGCGAUGGGUCCCCUCUGUGGCAAACCGUGAGUCCUCAGGAUCGAGACAUGUGCCUUUCAGUCCGCGAUGAUGGAGAGUUUUGGAUGACCUUGAGAGACUUCUGUAAGUUCUACUCAGAUCUGGACAUCUGCUGCCUGUGUCCUGACUUCCUUGAGGAGAAUUCCUCUUGUCACUGGAAGACUUCUUUCUACGAGGGCCGCUGGGUGGCAGGAACCACAGCUGGAGGCUGCAUGAAUAACCCAGAUAGCUUCUGGACUAAUCCACAAUAUCGGGUGAAGAUUGAUGCACUAGCCAGUGGAUGUGCUGGCAAGCAGGAUGAUAAAAACAUGCUGGUGUCUCUCAUGCAAAAGCCUGACAAGAGGAACCGACGGCUGGUCCAAAGUCUCCAUAUUGGGUUCUCCAUAUUUAAGGUGCCUGAAGAAUACAAGAAACUGAGGGGCAAGUUUCCAGCCGCGUUCUUCAGGACAAACGCACCGGUUGGCCAGACUAAGACCUACAUGAACGCACGCGAGGUGAUGGAGUUCAUGGUUCUGGAACCCAGUGAAUAUCUGAUCGUGCCGUCCACUUUCCGUCCCAACGAGACCGCCUCCUUCAUCCUGACCAUCCUCUCCAAGGCCGAAACCCACGUCCAUGAGAACUCUGACGGCUAUAACCACGUACACAUGGAAACAGAUGAGCACAAAGAGGAGGAAAAUGGAAAUGACGAAGAAAAUAAGAGAAUCCUGUUCCGCCAGUACUCUGACAAGUAUGAGGAAGUUGAUGCCGAGCAGCUGCAGAGCCUUCUCAAUCACAAAAUCCUUACAGGAGAUUUGAAAUCUGGAGGCUUCAGCAUCGAUGCCUGCCGCAGCAUGGUUGCCCUGAUGGAUACAUCCAUCACAGGCAAACUGAACGGUGAAGAAUUUGUCCGUCUGUGGAACAAGGUUGUCGUGUACAAGGACAUUUUCUUCCGCUGUGAUGUUUCACAAACAGGGACGCUGUCACUGAGUGAACUGAGGAACGCAAUCAUGGCUUCAGGAAAGGGGCUCAAUGAUGACAUGCUGAACUUGAUGGCUCUGCGUUACGGGAACUCCUCCGGACACAUAACCCUGGAGAGCUUCAUCAGUCUGGUCCUUCGCUUUGAGUGCAUGUCACAAAUCUUUAAGGACUUGUCUAAAGAGGUGCCAAAUGGAUCAGCCAUGUCUCUUCGGGAGUCAGAGUGGUUGUAUCUUGCAUUGUACACCUGAGCAGACAUAGAAGAUCAAGAGCAGCGAAAUCAGUUUAGAAAUGCAAGAUGGGAUCUUCUACAAGACUGUAGAGUAUGGCUCCUCUACUUCUUUUACUUGUGGCAGUUGGCACUUUUGCGAUUGAUUAGCCUGAACUUUGUUAUGGACACUCGUCCCUCCUCAAAUCUUACAAAUGACUUGCCCUCUUGAUACAGCGAUGUCAGUUUACAUUUUAACUCUUUAUGCUUACUCACAUUUAGUAAAGAAGCAAUAGUGUAAUAGAGAGGAGUGAAUAGUUGUAAAAUAGUUGCUGUAUUUCACAAUGUAUUGUAAAAUAUUUUCAUGUGAGGACAUUGUUCGUCCAACUUUCUAUCUGCGGUUAAGUCAUCAAGGCAGAGCCAACAUUUUAUGAGUUGUAUUUCCUUUUACUUCUGCCAAACUUGCGCUUGGCUUGCCUUUGCCCUGCUGAAAUACAGGCCAUCAAAAAAGUGUAACCUAUUAAAAACACAAGAUGUAAAGUAACAGUUAAUAACCCUUUUGACAGGAAAGUCCAUGUUCCAUUUGUUAGAUUUAUUAACGUUCAAUGUUCACUUUCUUCUCAUUAGAUUGUGUGUUUUUAGCCUACUAUCUGAGCUGAGCUGUCACAAGUACACUUCUGUUCCCACGGCAGAAAGAUUGAACCGUGUCCUUCAUUUAUCCGACAUACGAGUCGUACUUGCCAAGUGUGAACAUGGAGUACAAAUUUGGUGCACUUGGAAUCUAGAAACGUCUUGUAUAACACAACUAUCGCCUGUCAUGACUGUUAGCUAGCCUCACUGAUGAUAUACAUGUGGUUUUCAAAAGGUGGAUUGUUUCUUUUUUCUGAAUCGUUCUGUAUUAUCCAAAUAAAGGCAUUAUCCAAGGA
Molecule: messenger RNA, 3163 nt
Organism: Cololabis saira (Pacific saury)
Lineage: Eukaryota; Metazoa; Chordata; Actinopteri; Beloniformes; Belonidae
Product: calpain-1 catalytic subunit-like
Exons: 22
Coding region: 166-2280 (704 amino acids)
Biological process (GO): proteolysis
Cellular component (GO): cytoplasm
Molecular function (GO): calcium ion binding; calcium-dependent cysteine-type endopeptidase activity
Source: RefSeq, a predicted model, not a curated record